UAUUUUAUUACCCAAACUGGUUGGCCUAAGCGUAUAUGUGUCGGAGUUGAUUGGCCUAAACAGUAAUAAUGCAAAUGAAAUGGCAUUCUUUCGGAUAUAUUCGUAUUCGUUUCGGAACUAAGAAUCGAAGAACUGGAACUAACAUGAAGUGCAGUCAUAAAUUAAUGUGGUUAGCUGAACAAACAGAAUGUUGGCUAUUAGCGCGGAAAUGGAUGAAUGGCCAUCGUGGAAUGAAGCGACAAGCGACACGACUCCAAGCCAAGCCAAGCCAAGCCAAGCCGAGUCGAGCCAGACCAGACCAAGCCACGACUGAGCAACAAUAGAGUCGUGUUUUGUUUGUUUAUGUUUAUUGAUUGUUCAGCUCGAUGACUAGGCUAGAUAUACGACUACGUAUAAAGUGGGUAAGACGCGCUCGCAGAGGCCGCAGUACGUUGGCUAACUUUGAACCUCGCAGAGCUCGGAUCGCGUCGAUCGUCGCGCUGUGUGAAAACGAAUAGACGAACGAGCAUAUAUUUGGAUUAACUGGAGAUAAUUAUACAUUAUAAUUUAUCAAAUUUACAAGUGUUUGUCCACUGUGUGCCACGCUCAGCAGAUAUGCGAAAUUUUCUGUUGAUCACUUGGCUGUGCCUGGCGCUGCUCGGGAGUCAGCUGGACGCCCGGCUGGUGCGGGUGCGUCGCAUACGCCGUCUGGUGGGUCAGAGCGAGCGCUAUGCCCAGAUCACGGACUAUCGGGUCUCGCCCCUGGACGAGCAGGGCAUCUUCAAGUUCGCCUUCAAGACCAGCAACGGCAUCGAUGUGCAGACAGCGGGCAGUGCCCUGGAGACCAUUGGCAUCUUCAGCUACACCUCGCCGGAGGGCGUGCCCAUCGAGACGCGCUACAUAGCCGACGAGCUGGGCUUCCAUGUGGUGGGCAAGCACCUGCCCCGGCCGCCGCCCACGCCCAGCUACAUUCUGCGCUCCCUGGAGUACAUACGCACCCACAACGAGGACGGCAGCCCGAAGGCCCCAACACUGUGAAACACGUCGUAGCUCGUAAUCAUUCCGAAGAAGGCUGAUAAUACCGUGUAGUAACCUGCUAAUAUCUACUGUUAGUUCUCGUAUAGCUUCUAGAUCGUGUCACCUGUUAUAAAUCAUCUGCUCCACACACCCCUCCACAACUCUUACAUCUAAAUAUAGCUCCAAAAAUAUAAUCAAAUUAAACAAAGUCUUGUGCGUCUUUCAGUUUUGGUCUGAUGACCCCAACAAAUCAGCUCUUGUUACGAGAUUAGCCAUAAAAACAGUUAAUAUGAUAAUCAAAUCAGCUUUUUUUUUAUUAUUAAUAUUAAUGCUCCUACUCAGAAAUCGAAGAUGAGAUUCUCUUUCGAUUGGCUUUUCAGUUCUUUCCGGGUACUAAAGUAGUCACUGAGUAUAAUGGAAUGAUUUGUGGUCGUUGAUUGCUUUGAAACAUUUGUCAAACUAGUUAGCAGCUUGGGCUUAUCGCGAGCCAUGAAGCGUGUCUUCUAGUCUUAAUUAUCGGCUAAUUCUUAUUUCUUUUCUUUUUUUUUAGGGGAUAAAUCAUAUUAUUAGGAAAGG
Molecule: messenger RNA, 1572 nt
Organism: Drosophila navojoa
Lineage: Eukaryota; Metazoa; Arthropoda; Insecta; Diptera; Drosophilidae
Gene: Cpr78Cb
Product: Cuticular protein 78Cb
Cellular component (GO): chitin-based extracellular matrix
Molecular function (GO): structural constituent of chitin-based larval cuticle
Source: RefSeq, a predicted model, not a curated record